AUGUCAUCACCACCACCAGCAAAACGCCUUCCGAUGCCCUCGGUGCAGUACACGCAGCUCUUCAUCAACGGGCGCUUCGUGGAUAGCAGGCUCGGUCGGACAUUUCCCAGCUUCAAUCCCUUCACCGGACAACAAGUGGCCACGGUUCAGGAAGCUGGUCAGGAGGACGUCGACGCGGCGGUCAAGGCCGCUAGGGCCGCCUUCGAGGUGUGGCGGGCGAUGGACGCCUCUCAGCGAGGCCGGAUCUUGUACAAACUGGGCGACCUGGUGGAGCAGAACCUGGAGACGAUUGCCGGCCUAGACUCUCUAGAAAACGGCAUCCCCAUCAACGAGAGCCUGCACACCGUGGGCGCAGCAGCGGCCAUCCUCCGCUUCUACGGCGGCCUCGCCGACAAGAUCAAGGGAGAGACCAUUCCCAGCGACGGCAACUUCCUCACCAUCACAUUGAAGGAGCCAAUGGGCAUCGCCGCCAUCAUCAUUCCCUGGAACAGCCCUACGCUGAUGGCCGCCAAGACGGUGGGCCCGGCGCUGGCCGCCGGCAACGCCGUCCUCCUGAAGCCCGCCGAGCAGACCUCCCUCUCCGCGCUCUUCAUCGCCCACCUCAGCACCCUGCUACCUGAACUCCCACCGGGCGUCCUCAACGUCCUCCCCGGGGACGGUCGAACCGGAGCGAUGCUCUCCGCCCACGCCUCCAUCGACAAGAUCACCUUCACGGGCAGCACCGAGGUGGGCCAGAGCAUCCUGGCCGCCUCCGCCCGCUCCAACCUGAAACGGGUGACGCUGGAGCUGGGCGGAAAGAGUCCGCUGGUGGUCUUUGAGGACGCCGACGUGGAGCAGGCGGCCCGGCUCGCCUUUGCCGCCCUCUUCGUCUCCAACGGACAGGUGUGCUGCUGUGGCAGCCGAACCUACGUCCACGCCUCCAUCUACGAGCAAUUUGUUGAGGAGACGCGAAAGCUGGCGCUGGCCCGGGUCGUCGGCGAUCCCUUCUCCACC
Messenger RNA from Rhagoletis zephyria (snowberry fruit fly), 993 nucleotides. RefSeq names its product aldehyde dehydrogenase family 2 member B4, mitochondrial-like. The record is from RefSeq and is a predicted model, not a curated record. Gene Ontology annotation, molecular function: oxidoreductase activity, acting on the aldehyde or oxo group of donors, NAD or NADP as acceptor. Lineage: Eukaryota; Metazoa; Arthropoda; Insecta; Diptera; Tephritidae.